Naumovozyma castellii is the source of this 3552-nucleotide messenger RNA. RefSeq lists its product as uncharacterized. The coding region runs from base 1 to 3552 and encodes 1183 amino acids. NCBI's taxonomy places the organism in Eukaryota, Fungi, Ascomycota, Saccharomycetes, Saccharomycetales, Saccharomycetaceae. The transcript has a single exon. The record is from RefSeq and is a predicted model, not a curated record.
AUGUACUCUACUAUAAUGAUUAUGCUACUACGGUGGUACUCCCUCUUCCAGCACUACUUCCCAUGCGAUAAGAUCUUGGUGCGGCGUAUGUUCAAAUCAAUAGUAAACACUACCAUUGCAUUUAUAUUUACAUUGAUACCAAAGGUGAGCGCUAGGCUGGGCACGGAACCAGCCAUGUUGCCAUUGAUCUCUGUCAUCGUGCACCCAGGGAGAAGAGUGGGAGGUACCAUUAAGGGUGCCAUAUAUUGUACUACGGGCCUUAUAUUUGGGCUAGCUUACUCCAUCUUUGGUAGAUUCCUGGCACAACAAUGCAUGGGAUCCAAUUGGAAUAAGUAUGAUGAAGUUGAUCAAUAUAAAUAUAAUUUCCAUGGGUUCAGAGCGGGAUUGGCCAUCCUUGCAGUGUUCGAGUCAAUCAUGCUUUUCGUUCACGGUUGGAUGAGAGUCAUUAACCAUUUUUAUUUCGGAAUCGUGUUCCCCUUGUUCUUGGUGGUACAUUUCGCAUUCAUGGCUUCGUUGACCGAAUCAGCUGGUGUCAUUGCGAAGUCCUUUAGUGAUCCCUUUUAUAUGGGUAUUGGGAUGUCAAUAUUUUGGAAUUUGGUUUUAUUUCCUGAAUUUGGUAGUACAUACUUGGGUAAUGCCACGGUGGAAACGUUUAAUGAAAUUCAUAAUGCCAUUGAUGAAUCCAUAAAAUUCUUCAUAUCCUUAGAUCAUUGCAUAUAUCCGGCAGAUUCAUCCAAACCUAUCACUCUAUCGAAAUUAUUGAAAUUAAAAUCAGGAAUUGAAAAUAAAGUUAAUAGUUGUGAUUUAGUCCUUGAUGAAUCUAUUUAUGAAAUAUCAUAUUCCUACGUACCCCCUACUAAAGUGAUACCACUAUUAGAGAAUUUUAAACAAUUAACCAUUUCGAUCAAUGGUUUAAUAAAUGCAGGACAGUUAGAAUUCGUAUUGUUGGGAGAACGUCAAAAUGAAAAGAAUAAGACUGUGGAAGCGGCUGUAGAUAAUAUUCACAAGGAAAUUACAUUUGCUAAUCCUGAAGAAUUAUUAACUUUCUUACAAAAAUUGAAGACUCCAAUCUAUGAUCUACAUAAGGCUCUGAGUCAGGGGAUUUACACCACAAAAUUGAUUCUUUCUUAUGAUUUUGAUGUGAAUUUUGAAAAGGUUACUACAUCUAAUACAUUCCAUGAUUUUAUUGCAUAUCGGAAAAAGAAAGAUUUUAAAGAUGUCAACAAUGUUCAAGUCUUACAAGAAAAUAUUGAUUCUUUGAUUAGCAUCUUAAAUGAUUUUGAUACCAAAUUUAUGGCUGAAAUGAAUCGUUUAAACAUUUUGACCCCUAAUGACGAAAUGUUUCUAUUGUCAUCAUUUUUAAUAAAUUUAAAAGAAACUACAAACGCCAUUAUCAAUAUUAUGCAAUCUACAAAGGAAAUUCAUGAACUUAGAAUUAAUCAAGAAAAUAAAGGCUGGUUGAGGGGUAAAAGAGUUUGGUUCACAUUUAUGCGAAAUUUUGAUUCGUUCAAAAGAUGGUUAUUCGGAAGUACAAGCGGUAUUACUGAAAGUGAAGGUUUGAAAGGUACUUUGAAUACAAACGUGUACGAUAAUCAAACAGAACUGGUCGUGAGAAGACCUGAUAUGGAAGAAGAAGCGGUAUUAAAGGCACCACAGAAGGAAAAACUUCCAUUACGACUUCCACAAACAAAUGCUCCCGAGGAACAAGCUAAAUUGACAUCACCACCAGUGGAACCUUUUACUUAUAGGGUUGUGUUUGCAUGGAUUGAUAAGUUCUGUAGAACACAUAAACCUCAUUUCCGUUUUGCUUUCCAAGUAGUAAUUGCCUUAAUGGUCGCAUCAUUCCCCAUGUUCAUUGCAAAGACGCGCCAUUGGUACAUUGAAUUUAAAGGUACUUGGAUUGGUUUCGUGUGUAUCCUUUGUCUCGAAUCAUCCAUUGGUGGUACUUUUUGGGUCUUUUUUCUUCGUGCAGUUGGUGUUAUAGCUGGUUCUGCAUGGGCUUAUUUAUCGUAUGCUGCCGGUAUUCACAGAACUAAUCCAUAUUUGGAAACUGUUAUAACUGUUUUCGGUGCCAUUCCUGGAUUUUAUUUUUAUCUGGGUACCCCAUACGUUAAGGCUGCCAUUAUUUAUAUCAUUAGUAUUUACAUCGUCAUCUUGGGCGCAAAACCUGGUAGCAUAUUACUAAGUUUUGCGAAGAGAUGUCUGGCAGUUGGAUAUGGUGGUGGUGUCGCCUUGAUAGUUCAGGUAUUCUUUUUCCCCAUCAAGGCAAGAGAUCAAUUGAACGAAGAAAUUUCGUUUGUUUGUAGUUGCAUUUCUAAGAUGGAAUUAAUAUUUGCAACGGGAUUAGAAGGGGAGAAAUUAACAGAAAGUCUAACUGACAUUAAUUAUAAAAGAUUUGCUAAGAUAUCUUCAAGUGCUAAAGCCGCCUUAGGUCGUGCAAGUGCAUACAAGGGCUUAACAAGACAAGAACCAAGAUUAAAAGGUGAGUAUACUGAAUUGGAAAAUAUCUUUACCGAAAUUAUUUUUAUACAAAAGCAAAUCAUUGAAAGAUUGGAUAAUGUGGCCUUGAUGAGAAAUAGAUAUGGUAGUGCAAUCAUUGAAGAAUUGAACGAUGUAGUUUAUCCAUAUAGACGACAAUCGGUGGCAACUAUAGUCUGCAUAAUGCGUGCUAUUCAAGAAGCUUUUAACAACAAAAUACCGUUACCGCAGUUUCUUCCAAGUGCGAAAAUUGCCCACAGGAAACUUAUUAAUGAAGUUCGUAUCAUCAUCCAGUCCAGAUAUCAUACCCAAAUCAGAAGGUUUCAAGAAAGAACUGAGGCCAUUAGACAAAUGUAUAAUGCGAGUGAUGAUGAAAGCUCAGAAGAUUCAAAUAUUUCUCCCGGUAAUUCAACAGAACAAUUAACUAUGAAAACUCGUCAAGAAGUCAAUAUGUCACCACAAGAUUACUUCUUAAGAGAAAAGUUCCUUAGUUGGAAUGCUUCCAGCUCUGCCACUGAAGAAAUCAUCGAAUAUAUUGAAGAACUAUUGAGAUUGACAAAAAUAUUGGUUGGUGUCAAUGAGUUUAAAUAUGGGUUUUUAUCUCGUCCACUUUAUGAAGAUUGGGCUGCUGAGGCAGUAAGAGGAUUUGAUGAUUUUAUAAGUGGUUCAAGCACCAGAAAGGAAAGUAAUGAACGAAUUGAGACAACUACAGAAUCAGUAUUAAAUGAAUCUAAUGAAAGUUUGACAUCAGAGGGCUCUAUUCAAUCCGACGAGUCGAAUAAUGUUGUUGCAUAUGAACCUCGGCCUAAAGUGGGGACAGCUAUUAACUUAGCCCGUAUUGCAUCUCAAACUGCAGGAAAGAAUCAACCGUUACCUAAGAAGUUUAGAGAUAGGACAUUUUCAAUAGGUUCUAGAGUUGGAAUGGAUGCUGGAGAUAGGAUGAGUAGUAUAGAAAGAAGAAGAACCUUAGGGGACCCCGAUCCAAACUUUAAUGACGACGAAGAAGAAAGUGGUGAUGAAGAACUGCCAUUAGCAUUGAAGAUGAUUGUGAAUCGUAAAGCCAAACGUGACUGA